Messenger RNA from Cokeromyces recurvatus, 1668 nucleotides. Its product is annotated as FYVE zinc finger-domain-containing protein. Gene Ontology annotation, molecular function: metal ion binding. NCBI's taxonomy places the organism in Eukaryota, Fungi, Mucoromycota, Mucoromycetes, Mucorales, Mucoraceae. Gene Ontology annotation, biological process: endosomal transport. The transcript is spliced from 3 exons. Bases 177 to 1523 code for a protein of 448 amino acids. The record is from RefSeq and is a predicted model, not a curated record. Gene Ontology annotation, cellular component: early endosome membrane.
UAGUUAAUGCUGCAUCAAAGGGCUACAUUUCUAUAGUAGAAUAUUUAUUAAAUGAGGCACAUGCAAAUCCUUUAAUUAAAAAUAAUUUUGGUGAAGCAGCCUAUGAUGUGAGUGCGGCUGCUGGAGAGUCAUACAUAUGUGAAAUUUUGCAUAAGGCUGGCAAGACUUGGUGGGAAAUGCAACAUACAAAUUUGAAAGACGACAACAAACAUUCUUCUAUCAAGUAUAAUCUAUUAGACUUCCAUGUCACCGUCGUAGUUAUAUUACAUGAGAAUCAAAGAUCUUCGUCUUUACUAGGCUUAUCGAAACUCCAGUUUAGUGCCUCAUCUCUUACAAAGCAUGAUGUACGUGGCCCUUGGUCUCUAUAUCCUUCUGGAAAACCAUGCACAAUGGAAGAAGUGAAACUGCCUGAAAGUGAACAAAAUACAGGUGUAUCAGAUUGGUUCUGGCUCACAGAUUGGCAAAUUGACUAUAGUGAUCCAAGAAUUGAUCCAACAACAGGUUGGCAGUAUUCUCGUUCUUUUAAUGAUCCUGAUGAUUCUUGGACACCUGUCACACCUACAAGUGGUUAUGGUUGGGUAAGACGUCGAAUUUGGGUACGUGUUAUGAAGCGUAGAAUGGAUUUGUUUAAGGGAAGUCAUAUUGGUUUCCCUUCUACACUAUUGGAUGAAGAAGAAGAUUAUUUAUGUGAAGCAGAAGAUAUUGUUCAAAAUUCGAAAGCAGAUCCUAUAAUAGCUGCUAAUGAAGAAGUUUCUGUUCAACAACUAACUGUAGAACUACGUGCUUUAGAAGAAGCGGUUCAAUUAUUACGCGAGGGGAUCAAAGUUGACAAGAAUCAAUAUAGAAUACAUCAGGCAAACACAUUAAUUACUUCUUAUACGUCUCAAAUUGAAACACUUAAUAUGCAAAUUACUCGGUUAGCUCAUACAGUAUCUACACCUAUUAUGACCUCAAAUUUGGAGCCUAAUUCAGAAUUAGCUCGAGAAUUAGGGUUUAAUGAUAAUCAUCAUCAGCAGCAGCAGCAGCAACAACAACAACAACAGCAGCAGCAGCAGCAGCAGCAACAGCAGCAGAGGCAACAACAAGGUGAAUUUGACACUAAUCCUUGGUCUCGUGAUACAAUUAUAUCAGAUUGGCAAACACCUAAUAUAUUGGAUAAUACAAGUUUCAAUCAUAUAAAUUUAAUAGGACAUGGAGUCGAAGAUCAAGAGCAAAGUACUUCUGAUGAUAGUUUAACAGAAGAACGGACAAAAAUGUCUAAACAGUAUACUUGGGAAUCUGAUUUUGACGUAAAAGAAUGCAGAGGGUGUAGACGAAAAUUUGGGUUUUUAGUCAGAAGACAUCACUGUCGUUGUUGUGGGUUAAUUCACUGUGAUCGUUGUUCGAUGUCUCGUACCUAUCUUCAACCGACUCAAAUCUUGCAAGAUCCAAAUGGCCCAUUAGAAUCCUUAGAAGUUCUUGCUUCUCAGCAUCAGCGUGUUUGUGAUACUUGUUAUGCAAAAUUAGGGGGUAUACCACCUUAAUUAUUUUGAAAUAAUGCUGUUCUAUUCUACUUUAUUAUUUCUGAAAUACAUAUACCAUCGAUCCAAACUUCUUGAUAUUGUUAUUGAAUUUCGAUUAUUGUGACUGUUUAAUUAUUGUUUUAAACAAAACACUACUGUACAAGUA